Molecule: messenger RNA, 1160 nt
Organism: Hordeum vulgare subsp. vulgare (domesticated barley)
Lineage: Eukaryota; Viridiplantae; Streptophyta; Magnoliopsida; Poales; Poaceae
Product: ADP-ribosylation factor-like protein 1
Exons: 7
Coding region: 222-833 (203 amino acids)
Biological process (GO): intracellular protein transport; protein localization to organelle; Golgi to plasma membrane protein transport
Cellular component (GO): Golgi apparatus
Molecular function (GO): GTPase activity; GTP binding
Source: RefSeq, a predicted model, not a curated record
CGGCAGUUUCAGCGCAGUGCGCUCGGCAGCCAGGACUUUGCCUAAAAAAAAAGAAAAAUAACUCGGCAGCCAGGACCAACGACGCGGCGACGACGACGACGACGGCGAGCGUGACGGCCAACGCGCCCAGUCUCCCUACAGAUCCGCGAGGCGGACGGCAAGUUUCAGGGAUCAUCUGCACUGUAAGCUGGUAGCUGAUUGAGAAGAGGGGAAUACCAGCAAUGUUCUCCUUGUUCCAUGGUCUAUGGAACCAUGUGUUCAGCAAGACAGAGUUCCGUGUGCUCAUCCUUGGAGUCCAUAAGUCUGGGAAGACGACCUUGCUAGAAAAGUUGAAGUCAAUCUAUUUGAAAGGAGAAGGUCUUCCACAUGAUCACAUUGGUCCAACUGUGGGGCUUAAUAUUGGACGCAUUGAAGAUGCAAAUGUAAAACUUGUUUUCUGGGAUCUGGGAGGUCAGCCUGGCCUAAGAACUAUAUGGGAGAAAUAUUAUGAUGAGGCUCAUGCUAUAGUAUAUGUUAUCGACUCUGCCUCUGCAUCAACAUUUGAAGAUGCCAAAUCUGCUCUUGAGAAAGUGCUUCGUCAUGAAGAUCUGCAAGAGGCACCACUACUCGUAUUCGCCAACAAGCAGGAUCUACCAGCAGCUGUCACAGAAGAGGAAUUGGAUAGACAUCUUCACCUUAAAGAGUUUGAUGAGAGGCCAUAUAUGUUUGUUGCGGGAUCUGCAUAUGAUGGGACGGGGAUCAAACUGGGUAUCGACUGGUUGGUAGAAGAAAUGGGAAAGAGUAGGCGCACCGAGGCUCUGAGGACACGCACCGACACAUAUGCUAAGUUUUAGCACCAUGACUCAAAACUAUGGUAUCUUAGAUUUUGAGAAGCACAAAGCAUUUGAGGACGCUGGCUGAUGUUGUUGAUCUCGUGUAUACGCACUUCAGCAUAAUGUCAUGAUCAGUUGAAGCCAUCGGUCAUCCUCACUCUGCUAUUGCCCCAGAACAAAAUGCCUUAGAUGUGGAUCUUGCAGUAGUGAUGGAAGAAGCGAUUGUUCGUUCAUCACUCCAAGGAUAUAGUCAUUACUCAUUUGGAUUCGUGUUCAUAUCAUGUUCAUAUGAUCUUCCUUUUGUUGAAACAUCCUGAGUGGCAAUGUUGAGCACAUGGUAGCUUUGUA